Molecule: messenger RNA, 1869 nt
Organism: Westerdykella ornata
Lineage: Eukaryota; Fungi; Ascomycota; Dothideomycetes; Pleosporales; Sporormiaceae
Exons: 2
Coding region: 1-1869 (622 amino acids)
Source: RefSeq, a predicted model, not a curated record
AUGUCGGUAGACGACGCAGCAAAGAACGAUCCCGAGAAACACGAUGACACAGGGUCCGAUCGCGAUUCUCCCCCGUCGAUUGACGAGGACCUAGCUGAUAGAGCGAGAAGGAAACAGGCCUCUCGCAGCACGUCGCAAACGCGCCUGUCGAAUUCGAGUCCACAAGUUAAACGGAACACAGGUCUCUUGUCGCCCAGACUCAGCCCUCAGCGUUCAGCGUCUCCCAAUGGGUCCCGGAAAAUGACUUCACCACGACCACGACCAGGUCGUCUCGGACAAGAAUGUGCGAACUUCCUCAGGCCACGCGAGGUCACAGUCCAAAGGGAUUUGCCGGAACCAGGCCGCCUUUCUGAGGAAGUGAGAGUGCCUUAUAUGGGCCCGCUCAGCAUCGAUACAAGUGUUUUCAAGAGAACACCAAAGUGCUGGGGGCACAGGAUUGCGAAGAGUGGCAAAACUUGUGCGCAGUCUGAACCAGGAAGUCCUGUCAAAACUUCAAGCUCAGACGGCCCGAAUGGCCAAAGAAAGGUGCGCCGAAAGAGUGAGCGACCGGCUUCCGGGCAGGAUUUUCGAUCACACUGGGAGUCCCCCUAUGGUGAACUUGAUCACCCUGUCACUCCUAUGACACCACCUAGCUCCGACUGCGGUGAUGGUCAAUCGGAAGGGGAAACAAGUAAUUCACUAGAUCUGAUGGAACCAAUCUAUCGUAACGAUAGUGGUGUUGCGGAGCAUCCAUCGGCCGAAAGUUUCUCAGACCUUGUGGGCUCAGAAUCGGACGACGCUACUGAAUCCACACAACAAACCGAAGAAUCGCUGAUUCACACUCGCAAACCUUCACAAUGUCAUUCGAUGUCAGAAGAUUCGUAUGCAAGGGACUUACGGCUCCGUCCAACCUCUCAAGCCAGUUCCAUGGGUCACACUGAUAGCAUCCUUCCUUUGCAUAUGUCUCCAUUUGACUAUGCCAUCGCUCCGUAUCUCCAGAACGUCAGGAGUUCCGGCGAAUCUUAUAUUCGAAAUCUUCCCUCACCUACGGAGCCAUCUACUCCCUCCGUCAAUCGCUCUUUUGUCGAUGAUGACGACGACUCCAUAGCGGAGUUCUCUCAUCGCAACGAACAACUAUAUCCACACCCAGAUAGAGACCCAUACCCAGAUCCUCAGCUUGAACUCUUUCUGCUGAACAUGAGCGCAGCGAUGCGCUCACGGUACAUCAACCUACGGACGGUAUUGAGCCGUUGCACCAUGCUCGCUUCCUGCCGUGUGGACCGUUCGUCAAAGUACUCAGCCCCUCCCAUCACUAACUUCCACCUGCUCAGUCGACUUGCUCGAAGGCAUGCUCUACCGAUAGCGAAGAAUCUCGAGUUGGAAGGCUUUCAGGCCUUAUGCCACUACUGGAUUGGCCGCGGAGAAGCGGGGCUUAGAAAUUGGGAUGCAGCAGAAGCAGCGUUCGAAGAGGCUCUCAAACUGCAAAUAACGACACGCACCGAUUUCCGACCCAGAGCUCAAGGGCGAGACGCUCAGACUUGGCUGGUCCGGAUACGGAAACAAAUCUCCAUGGUGGCAAUAGUCGACGAAGACAAGAGUGUGACAGACGUCCUUGAACGCUAUGACCAUUACUGGGAGGCCGUGGAGGAAGGGGAUCGCGUGGAUGUGGAAGCUUCUCGGGAUCAGAUCCCCACCGCCUGGGUGCCGGACGAAUUACUUGACCAUGGCGAGUUCACAGCCAAAGAUCUGGCAUAUGUGAAGCAUAGCUCUUACGAGAAUGACGAGGCCGUGAAGGGGCUUGAAGCGGUCAUUGCGGAGAAUCAGUGGAAGAUUUCGCAGAAGAAGAUGGAUUAUUGGGUUUCGUUGUGGGAAGAAACACAGUGCUGUUGA